Molecule: messenger RNA, 1965 nt
Organism: Rhopilema esculentum
Lineage: Eukaryota; Metazoa; Cnidaria; Scyphozoa; Rhizostomeae; Rhizostomatidae
Source: RefSeq, a predicted model, not a curated record
GAUUCACUUCAUUCAAAAAUCAAAGUGGCGGGAAGGGAAGAAAUGGCUCCCAGCUCAUAAACAUUGAACAUGACUUGCAUUUUCAAAUGCAAUGCAUGAGCAGAAUGACAAAUUCAGAAAGUUUAAUUUGAUCCCAGAUAAUGUCAAAAAUUACUAAACCGCCUGACCUGAAAUCGGUCGCAGCAGCUAAGGGGAAGGCCGCCCAGUAUGUGAGCAGCAAAGAAACGAAUAGUUUGGUUAAGAAGGCAAUUCUUGAAGAGCUCAAUUCGCACUUCUUGUCAAUAAAGCCGGAAAAGAUUCAUCGUGCCUCAGGAAAAGGACGAGGAAAAAUUCAUGGUAGGAUUGCAGAUGAUCGCAACCCGUAUCAUGAAGAUUCAGCCUUUGUGAAGAAAAAGGAUGCAAAAACUUUUGUAGAGAGGCAUGGAGAAAUAGCAUCAAAUGAGAUGGCAAAUGCAUCAAAAAUCCCCAGACCAAUAGGAAGAACUUUAGAGAAAUAUGAAAAAGAUAAAAAAUUGUCAAGAGCAAAAAAAGAUGCCAGCCCUACAAACAUACCAGAUUAUGACUGGAAUAAAAAAGGAAGAGUUGUUGAGUUGAAGACAAGAUAUCUUGCCAGGAAAUAUUUACAUAUUUGGUUGAAGAAAGUGUAUGGGAGAAUAGCACCAUCAGCAGCAAGGAUGCACUUUGAGAAAAAGUUGAUAAAGAAAGCAUUUGAAAGUCUAGAAGACUUAUGGUGGAACAGUAGAAAGGGUUGGAAACUUAACAUCAGAGCUGAAUAUCAUGAUAGGUAUAGAUUGUGGAAAAUUCAUUUUAAAACAUGGAAAAUGUAUCUUCUGAAUCAAAAGGAGAAGAAAGUUAAAGUAGCGCUAGCCAAGAAAUUUGAUGAAAUGAACAGUCAAAGACGAUGUUUUAAGGCUGUCAAGAGCUACUGUCUUUACAGAAAAAGCAUCAAAAAGGAACAACAGAAAGCAGAUCAUUUUCAUAAUCAUGCUGUCACAAGGCUUGCUUUUACUCAAUGGUUUGCACGGCUUCAGCUGGCAAGGCAGAACAUGGCCAUGGAGAUGCAAGCAUUGUCCUUUUGGGCUUACAGAUUAAAAUUUAAGAUAUUUGAAGAAUGGAAAAUCCGCAAGCUAGAAAAAGUGUCAGAGAACGAGAAACUGGCUAUAGCUAGCAGACACAACAGCAACAAAAUAAAUAAGAGAAGCUUUGAUGCUUUGAAGUCUUAUGUAUCUUAUAGGAGGCAAAAUAAUUCUAUUAAAGGAUUCGCAACUAGGCAAUAUGAACAAAGUUUAAAAAGGUCAACAAUGAAAAAGUGGUAUUUUCAACUACAACGUCAAAUCGAAAUCAAAGAACUUGAAGACCGGAUCCAUUACACAUCAACAAAAUUCGUUAAAAGGGCCUAUUUUAUUCGUUGGAAGACUUGUAUCCUUCAAAAUAAUUUUCGGAGAUUAAACGUACAAUGCCUGCCAAAAACUUGAAACCCUGAAGUUAGUUUACACUACGGUAAAAUUCAGCCAUCCCCCUUCUCCCCCACGGAACAAUGUUAGUUUACUAUAAAACGGGUAAGAGAAUUAGAAACUACCUUUUUUUAAUUUCUUUUAUGAUAUUUGUUUUAAACUAUCAACAUUGCUCUAAGAGGAAGGGGACAGAAGUAGUAAUUUUUCAGUUGCUUCAUGUUUCUCGGGCGCGGAAGUAAUAAUUCAAUGAAAAUUGCUAGUUGUUCCAACUACUUUUGGCACGCAUUGUACCUCUAGACUUCAUUUUAGGCUUGAUUAAAGUUCUUAGAAUCCUUUACUUUGUUCUCCACCGAUAUUUUCUAAGUUUUAAUAAUAAUUGGAUUGAAGAAACGCCUAGAAAUUUCGUUAAUAGUUCAGUAAAAUUUAUGUAACCGUUGAAUUUUGUUUAAGGAAGCUGCAUGCCAACCAGAGGGGUAAUUUUGUUUUUUAUUUGGAAUUUCGAAAUCUUUUG